This is a messenger RNA of Musa acuminata AAA Group (dessert banana), 1215 nucleotides long. RefSeq names its product dehydration-responsive element-binding protein 3-like. The record is from RefSeq and is a predicted model, not a curated record. The coding region runs from base 316 to 996 and encodes 226 amino acids. Lineage: Eukaryota; Viridiplantae; Streptophyta; Magnoliopsida; Zingiberales; Musaceae. Gene Ontology annotation, biological process: regulation of DNA-templated transcription. The transcript has a single exon. Gene Ontology annotation, molecular function: DNA-binding transcription factor activity; DNA binding.
CGAAUUUUAGGGGAUCUUCUGCUCACGCCCUCUCCUCUCUACUUAAACCCCCUCUCUUUCCGAUCAUCUCAACCCACUCUUCUCUUCCUCUUCUGCCUCUCUCUCUCUCGGUCACUUCUUCAUUUGGCUCGUUCAGAAGCACCUCCUUUCAUGAGGCAUUGGGAAUCGUAAAAGCAAGUCGAAGGCGAGCCAUUGGUGUAGAGAAACAUCAACAUAAGUUUCCUGCAAUACCUACGGAAGCGGUUGGGCGAUCAGCAGACUCGGUGUGGAACAAACCACUCUGAUCCCAGUAAAAAGAUCGGGGCUUUGACGACAAUGGCGGACUCCGAGCCCGAGAGCAGCGCCAAUUCCAUGUCUUCCAACUCGUCACCGUCUUCGUCUUCUCCCUCUCGAGCCCUUCAUCAUCGGCAAGCGAUGGGCACGUCGUCGAGUUCUGCAAAGAAGGCUGCCAAAGGCGGCGGCGCGGACCAGAGAAGGUACCCCGUGUACCGCGGCGUGCGGAAGCGGAGCUGGGGGAAGUGGGUGUCGGAGAUCCGGGAGCCCCGCAAGAAGUCGCGCAUCUGGCUGGGGACGUUCCCGACGCCGGAAAUGGCGGCGCGCGCCCACGACGUGGCGGCGCUAAGCAUCAAGGGCGCCGCUGCUAUCCUCAACUUCCCCGAGCUGGCCGCCUCCCUCCCCCGACCCGCCACCCUCGCGCCCCACGACAUCCAGGCGGCCGCCGCGAAGGCCGCCGCCAUGGAGCCCGCGGCCCUGACGCAGUCCCCCAGCUCCUUGCCCGCCGCAGCCGCCGAGCUCGGUGAGAUCGGCGAGCUGCCGCGACUGGAUGGCUGGUUCCUCGAAUCGGUCGAUCCAGGGGCCGACUUCCUCUACCACCACGACCCGCUCGACUCGUUUCUGUAUCCGGAAAGCGAUCUUUACGACUCGACGUCCGAUCAGAUGUGGUGGUCGGAUGCUUUGGUUCCCACCAGCUUCGACGCUGGUCUAUGGGACUACUGAGUCUCUCUCUCUCUCUCUCUCUCUCUCUCUGCGCUUGAGAAGGGAUGGAAGAAGGAAAGAGUUGAUUGGUUCAGCGCAUGCAAUCAAUUCGUUCCAUGUCUUGUCAGGGAUGAAACCUUCGUCCCGCUGCAUGUUCCCGAAUUCUUUGUUGCUUACAAAUCAGAAUCACCAAUUAACUCAUGCUGUUCUCUGUGGCUUUUCAUUACAUCUGCUGCCGCU